Molecule: messenger RNA, 2874 nt
Organism: Oryzias latipes (Japanese medaka)
Lineage: Eukaryota; Metazoa; Chordata; Actinopteri; Beloniformes; Adrianichthyidae
Product: Rho guanine nucleotide exchange factor (GEF) 38
Biological process (GO): intracellular signal transduction
Cellular component (GO): cytoplasm
Molecular function (GO): protein binding; guanyl-nucleotide exchange factor activity
Source: RefSeq, a predicted model, not a curated record
GUCACCUGUGCAGGGCUGGCAGUCAGGGCACAGUGAACAGUACACCUGAAGCACUUCCCGGCCUCUCUCCCUCUUCCCUUCUUUUUUGCUUCUCUGGACUGAGGGCACAGUGGACAGCCUGAACAUGGAUUCCAAGGAGGUCAACGGGCGUGAAAAGGACAAGGAAAAAGUGAAUAAAAGGAAGAAUCGACUUGUGCUGUGGCGUACCUUGGAGAGGAGGAAAACGGACACUAUUGUAACUGAAGACACGGCCAAAGGUGACAUCAACCUGGGGACGCUGGUGAGGAGAAGUCAGUCUGACAAGACAGAGUACAGCGCCAAAAUUAAAGAAAAACUGAUGCCUCAUGAGAUGUCCACGCCCCUUUCUCCAAUUCUGGACCCAGAAGAAGUCCGUUUGAGGAAGAUGAACCGCAGGGCAAACGUUAUCAAGGAACUUGUGCAAACUGAAAAAGACUACCUCACUGACUUGGAAUUGUGUAUUAAAGAGGUGGUCCAACCACUGAGAAAAAUGCAGGUUUUAGAUGUAGACCGAUUGUUCACCAACAUGGAGACCGUGUGUGAGGUUUCUGCAGAACUCCUGCAGAGACUGCAUGAUGCCAUGGCGGACCCUGAUCCCGAGGCUGUUGUCAUUGGUGAAGUAUUCAUUCAAGCAAAGGCAGCUUUAGAAGAUGUGUAUAAGAUAUACUGUUACCACCAUGAUGAUGCUAACAUGUCUCUGAAAGCCUAUGAGAAGGACGAACAAAUAAAACAACAUUUCAUUGCAUGUGUAUUAGCACUUAAGAAAAUAUAUGAUCGAGAAGGAAAAGCCAACUUGUUGGACAUGGGCUCCCUGCUCAUCAAACCAGUGCAGAGGAUCAUGAAGUAUCCGCUGCUGCUGGGAGAGCUGUGGCAGGCGACACCUGAAGACCACCCUGACCAUCAGCCCCUGCAGGAGGCGUUCACCACUGCCAAGAUCAUAAACAUCAACAUAAAUGAGUUUAGGAGGCGCAAAGACAUAGUUAUGAAGUACAAAAGGUUAGAAGAUGAAGGGACUCUGAGGGGGAAACUGACCAAGCUUAACAUCCAUUCAAUUCGGAAAAAAGGAGACAGAUUUGCUGGUUAUCUUAAGAUUCUCACAGGAGUUGAACCACAGGUGAGAGAUGAAGUAUUUGACAGAGAGGAAAAGCUUUUUAGGAGUCUGGGGAAAGCUGUGAGGCAGCUGGUCAAGAAUGUUCACUGUUACAUGCAGCACACACAGGAAAUGGUGUCUGUAGCUGUUCAGAAUGUGAAGGACAUGGAGACUGUUAUCAAAGAUCCAAACAAAAUUGACACAAAUGGUUCAUUACACAAUAACUGGAAUGAUCCUUACAAACAGUUUAAAGACAGAAUGGAGAAGGUGGUCUUGGUGCCCCUGUCUGCCCUCCAGGGCAUGUUCACAGCUCCUCAGAAGCUCAUCCAGAAGCGCUACGAUAAACUGCUAGAUUACUGCUGUCGCCUUGAGCGCUCGUCUUCAUCGUCAGCCACUACAUCUUCAAUGUCAGCUGGGUCUGAGGACCCAGCUGAUCCUGCCAGGAGGGACUACGAAGCUCUCAAUAAUCUGCUUGUAGAGGAAUUACAGCGCUUCAACCUGGCUGCUCACACCAUCCUAACCAAUAGUGUGGUGUGUCUAGUCGCACUCCUCAAGGAGCUGAUGGGAAAUGCACAGGUUGAUGCUCCGUCGCUCCAACAGCUACCCCCUCCGCUAUCCAACAUUAUUGACGUUCAGAACAGCAUCAUGGACAAGCUGAACAAUCUGACCUUUGUAAAGGACAAUGCACAGAGGUUAAUGGAGCGAAAAGUCAGCUUUGAGAGACGAGAAAGGAGACCAUCUGUGCCAGAGGUGGAGCAUCAGACAGAGGAACAGCGUGCUCUGCUGCUGGCAGAAUACCCAGUGAGCCGUCUCUACCAGCUAAAAAGGAAAUGCAAUGGCUGCCAGGAGCAGGACCUCAGCCUGCUGGAGGGGGAGCUGGUGGCUCUGCUGGAGGAUACAGACCCACUGGGAAGCAGCAGCCGCUGGCUGGUACACACAGGAGGUGCACAAGGCUACGUUUACUCUACAUUCCUGAAACAAUACAACCCUCAGAGGGACUCACAGCGAGCGGGCCAGAAAGCUCAAGAGCAGCCACAGCAGCAGCCGCCCGCCGUGGCAGAUGAUGACUUUGACGACCUUAGUCUGUUCGUGUCAGGCAGUGGCAGCAGCAGCCUGCACAGCUUCAAACUCAACACCACCGACAGCAGUUCCAUCCUGUCUGGUCUGCCGGGGGAGCUGGAGGCUGCAGACGACCUGCAGGAUCCACCGGAGGCAGAGGCUCAGCAGUUUUAUGCCGUGUAUGCGUUCCAAGCUCGCUGCGCCCAGGAGCUGACCUUGCAGGAGUACCAGCAUGUCCGCAUCAUCCAGUUUUGUGACCUGGGGGGCAAUAAGGAGUGGUGGUUAGCAGAGGCCAAUGGACAAAGAGGAUAUGUUCCAGCUAACUAUCUUGGUAAAAUGUCUUAUGCAUAAUUCAAGGUCUUUUUUUUUUACUCCUUCAUACUUAAAGGUAAAAACCGAAGGGGAAAAAAAGGGGUUACAGGCUUUAUAAAAUACUUUCCUAUAUUUGCAAUUUUCAGCAAAUCUUUACUCUUUUUCUUUCCUUUUGAAACAGAAAAUCCUAAAUACAUUUUCCCAUUUCUAAAAAUUUCUAUUUUCUGAAACACAUUUUGUGCAAAAACAAUAUAAAAAAGGAUGAAAAGGGAGAAGCUUGCAAAACCAUGAUUCCAACAAAGGUUCAAAAAAAAGGAAGAAAAGUACUUCUUUACCCCUUGUGCUAUCUUAGAUGACCCCACCCUUACAUUGACAUGUUAUCCCUACCAUGACAA